This is a messenger RNA of Papaver somniferum (opium poppy), 3139 nucleotides long. Its product is annotated as probable mediator of RNA polymerase II transcription subunit 37c. The transcript has 4 exons. Gene Ontology annotation, cellular component: cytoplasm. NCBI's taxonomy places the organism in Eukaryota, Viridiplantae, Streptophyta, Magnoliopsida, Ranunculales, Papaveraceae. Gene Ontology annotation, molecular function: misfolded protein binding; ATP-dependent protein folding chaperone; ATP binding. The record is from RefSeq and is a predicted model, not a curated record. Gene Ontology annotation, biological process: cellular response to unfolded protein; protein refolding. Bases 1180 to 2955 code for a protein of 591 amino acids.
UCCUUGAAAGUCCAAAUCCGAAACAUUCUCUUGAAUCUCUCAGAAUCCCCUGAAUCUGAAGAAGAAGAAGAAGAAGAAGAAGAAGCAUCGAAUAAUGUCAAGCACUCCAAAUGAGAUCUUCCUCGAAAUUCUUUUGAAAUUACCAGUGAAAUCUACACUUGUAUGUAAGUGUGUUUACAAUUCUUGGUAUGAACUCAUUCCUAACCCUAAUUUUGUUAGAAUGCACUGUAAUCUUACCAUCCAAAUAAACCAACUCUAUUCUCAUGAUAUCUAACUUCGAUUUUGGUAGGUUGGGAAAGGUAAUUUGGUCAUUAAGCUUUGAUUCUCGAAUGAUAUUCAUUUGUGUGGUGUCAAAAUUGGUAAGCCAUUGGGGGUGUUUAGAAAGAGAUGUUCAAUUUAUUGGUUCUUGUAAUGGUUUUGUUUGCAUUUGGAAUCAAUAGAAAAAAUUCUCUUGUCUUUGGAGUCCUGGCUAUACAAGGAAUUACCAGAUAAACCAGUGGAUCGAAAUAGUUUAUGAAUACAAUUCUGGUGAUUGCAAAGUGAUAUGCUUGUAUGUCCAUUCUGAUGGUUCUAUAGUUGAUGUCUAUACGAUGGGACCAGAUUCGUGGACAAAAUGAGAGCGUAUGUGCAGGAAGACUCUGGAAUUUAUCAUUGGUUAGGUGAAAGGAUUGACAGUUUCUCUGUUGGUGUUAGAGUUUCUUUAAGAAUGACCUUGUAUUCCAUUGGAGAGAAGUAGUAGAGGAAGAAGAUCAUUUUUUUGUCGUUCUGUAGCGUGCGUUGGUCCUAUCUACUUUCCAGGUCUUGUUAUUCCUGUAAUCAGACUUGGUAAUUUCGAAGCGAUGAUACUCGAGGAAGUGCAGGUUGAUCGGAGUUUAAUCUUAUAUAACCAGAAGAAGAUUAUGGGGUUGGCUUAAUUUCAUUUAACAAUAGAAUGAAGGACCGAUAAGAGGAAACCAAUGGGAGCAUAAGCAAAAGCCUAAGAAGAAAACUUGAAGAGGAACAGGGGAAGGGCCAGCGAUUGGUAUUGAUUUGGGUACAACAUAUUCGUGUGUAGGAGUUUGGCAACAUGAUAGAGUUGAGAUUAUUGCUAAUGAUCAAGGGAAUAGAACUACACCUUCUUAUGUUGCUUUCACUGAUACUGAGAGGUUGAUUGGUGAUGCUGCUAAAAAUCAAGUUGCUAUGAAUCCUGUCAACACUGUCUUUGAUGCAAAGCGUUUGAUUGGGAGAAGGGUUUCAGAUCCAUCAGUUCAAGCUGAUAUGAAGCUGUGGCCUUACAAGGUUACAGCUGGACCAGGUGAAAAACCUAUGAUUAAUGUGACUUACAAAGGCGAAGAGAAGCAAUUUUUAGCUGAAGAAAUAUCAUCUAUGGUUCUUAUCAAAAUGCGUGAGAUUGCAGAAGCUUAUCUCGGUUCUUCUAUAAAGAAUGCUGUUGUUACUGUCCCUGCAUACUUCAAUGACUCGCAGCGUCAAGCUACAAAGGAUGCUGGUGUUAUUGCUGGUCUUAAUGUGAUGCGAAUUAUCAAUGAGCCAACUGCUGCUGCAAUUGCUUAUGGUCUUGAUAAGAAAACUUCGAGCACCGGGGAGAAGAAUGUUCUAAUUUUUGAUCUUGGUGGUGGUACAUUUGAUGUUUCCUUACUGACCAUUGAAGAGGGUAUUUUCGAAGUGAAAGCUACUGCUGGAGAUACCCAUCUUGGAGGAGAAGAUUUUGAUAACAGGAUGGUGAAUCACUUUGUGCAAGAGUUUAAGAGGAAGAACAAGAAGGAUAUCAGUGGAAAUCCUAGGGCUCUAAGAAGGUUGAGGACAGCAUGUGAGAGAGCAAAGAGGACUCUUUCAGCCACCGCUCAGACCAAUAUUGAGAUUGAUUCCUUAUAUGAAGGUGUUGAUUUUUACACAUCCAUUACUCGUGCUAGAUUUGAAGAGAUGAACAUGGAUCUAUUCAGGAAGUGCAUGGAGCCUGUUGAGAAGUGUUUGAGGGAUGCUAAGAUGGACAAGAGUAGUGUUCAUGAUGUUGUUCUAGUCGGUGGAUCAACCAGGAUUCCUAAAGUGCAACAGCUGUUGCAGGAGUUUUUUAAUGGGAAAGAACUCUGCAAGAGUAUUAAUCCCGAUGAAGCUGUGGCUUAUGGAGCGGCUGUGCAGGCAGCGAUUUUGAGUGGUGAUAGUACUGAGAAGUUGACUACAUUGUUGCUGUUGGACGUUGCUCCUCUCUCCCUUGGACUUGAGACAGCUGGAGGGGUUAUGACUACUUUGAUUCCAAGAAACACCACCAUUCCCACCAAGAAGGAGCAAGUUUUCUCAACCUACGCCGACAACCAACCUGGAGUGCUGAUUCAGGUGUUUGAAGGGGAGAGGGCAAGAACCAGAGAUAACAACUUGCUUGGUAAAUUUGAGCUUUCUGGAAUUCCACCUGCGCCUCGUGGUGUCCCUCAGAUCACUGUUUGCUUCGACAUUGACGCAAAUGGUAUUCUUAAUGUGUCUGCUGAGGAGAAAACUACAGGGAAGAAGAACAAAAUCACAAUUACAAACGAUAAAGGAAGGUUGUCCAAGGAGGAGAUUGAGAAGAUGGUGCAAGAGGCAGAAAUGUACAAGACAGAGGAUGAAGAGCACAAGAAGAAAAUUGAAUCGAAAAAUGGUUUGGAGAAUUAUGCUUACAAUAUGAGGAACACCAUCAAGGACGAGAAGAUUGCUGGGAAGUUGGAUCCAGCUGACAAGAAGAAGAUUGAGGAUGCCAUUGAAGCUGCUAUCCAGUGGCUCGACACCAACCAGCUUGCAGAGGCGGAGGAAUUUGACGAUAAGAUGAAAGAUUUGGAGAGUCUGUGCAACCCAAUCAUUGCUAAGAUGUAUCAAGGUGGUGCUGGACCUGACAUGGGUGGCUUUGGUGGCAUGGAAGAGGAUAGUCCUUCAAUGGGUGGUUCUGGUAACACUGGUGCGGGACCUAAGAUUGAGGAAGUUGAUUAAGCAAACCAAAUUGGAGGAAAAGCUAGUAGGGUUGGAAGUUGAUGGGGAUCUAUUUUGUUUAAAUUUACUUUAGUUUUAGUCUGUUAAAAUGUCAUUUUUCAUAUCUUUAUGCCUCUCUCUGUGAAUCUCUAAAACUACUUAGUAAGUACUUACUGAUAUCUCUGACCUUAUCUUGUGAGCAUUA